Molecule: messenger RNA, 675 nt
Organism: Blastocystis hominis
Lineage: Eukaryota; Bigyra; Opalinata; Blastocystidae
Exons: 1
Coding region: 1-675 (224 amino acids)
Biological process (GO): tRNA wobble uridine modification
Cellular component (GO): nucleus; cytoplasm
Molecular function (GO): tRNA binding; S-adenosylmethionine-dependent methyltransferase activity
Source: RefSeq, a predicted model, not a curated record
AUGUCUCUCGAAAACGACCAUGUUUAUGCUGUGUAUGAUAAGAUCGCUGGCCAUUUUUCGGCGACGCGCUAUAUGCAAUGGCAGGGCGUUGCUCGCUUUCUAUCUUCACUCCCUUACGCUUCCGUAGUCCUCGAUCUAGGCUGUGGAAAUGGAAAAUAUAUGUUUCAGAAGGAGCAGCGAUUGAGUAUCAUUGGAUGUGAUCGUUCCGUGGAGUUGCUUCGCAUUUGUCGACAGCACAACUUCGAUGUUAGUCUCGUGGAUGGAGUGUUCCUUCCUUAUCGAGACAGCUGCUUCGACGCGGUGAUAUCCAUCGCUGUCGUUCAUCAUCUCUCAACGAACGCUUUGCGAAGGAGGUUUUUGGCACAUCUCAUCCGCGUCUUACGACCUGGAGGCAGAGCCUUGAUUGUUGUUUGGGCGAUGGAAAAGGAUACUUCGGGAGCCAAAACAAAGUCAAACCGAGGCUAUGAGAAGGCGGACGUGAUGGUACAAUGGCAACUUCAGAAGAAGUAUACAGCAGAUGGGGAGGAAGAACCAGUGUACCAACGGUACUACCAUAUGUUCCAGGGAGGUGAGCUUGAAUGGUUGCUGCGGUCUUUUAGUGAAAUCUGUAUAAAGGAGAGUUGGUAUGAGCGAGAGAACUGGUUUGUCGAGAUCGAACGAUUGUUCGCUGUUUGA